Messenger RNA from Galeopterus variegatus (Sunda flying lemur), 2736 nucleotides. It is a transcript of the gene ZNF512B, whose product is annotated as zinc finger protein 512B. The record is from RefSeq and is a predicted model, not a curated record. The transcript is spliced from 16 exons. The coding region runs from base 1 to 2736 and encodes 911 amino acids. NCBI's taxonomy places the organism in Eukaryota, Metazoa, Chordata, Mammalia, Dermoptera, Cynocephalidae. Gene Ontology annotation, molecular function: zinc ion binding.
AUGACCGAUCCAUUCUGUGUUGGAGGAGGCCGCCGGCUCCAGGGGUCCAGCAGGAGUGGACCCGGGAAGGAUGGUGGCCGGAAGGAGGUUCGACUUCCCAUGCUGCAUGACCCACCAAAGCUGGGGAUGCCGGUGGUCUGCAGUGGACAGACAGUGCCUGGCCAAGCCCCACUCUGCUUUGACCCAGGAAGUCCAGCCAGUGACAGGAUGGAAGGGAAGAAAAAGGGACGGCCAAAAGCUGAGAACCAGGCCCUCCGAGACAUUCCUCUCUCCCUGAUGAACCAGUGGAAAGAUGAAUUCAAGGCACACUCGAGGGUGAAGUGUCCAAACUCGGGGUGCUGGCUGGAGUUUCCCAGCAUCUACGGGCUCAAGUACCAUUACCAGCGGUGCCAAGGGGGCGCCAUCUCAGAUAGGCUGGCCUUCCCCUGUCCCUUCUGCGAGGCCGCAUUCACCUCCAAGACCCAGCUGGAGAAACACCGGAUUUGGAACCACAUGGACCGACCCCUGCCUGCCCCCAAGCCUGGGCCAGUUAGCCGGCCAGUGACCAUCAGCCGGCCUGUUGGGGUCAGCAAGCCCAUUGGAGUAAGCAAACCUGUCACUAUUGGCAAACCUGUGGGUGUCAGCAAACCCAUCGGCAUCAGCAAACCUGUUACGGUCAGCAGGCCCGUGCCGGUCACCAAACCUGUGCCAGUCACCAAAUCUGUGCCGGUCACCAAACCUGUGCCGGUCACCAAACCUGUGCCGGUCACUAGGCCUAUGCCAGUCACCAAGCCUGUCACAGUCAGUAGGCCCAUGCCAGUCACCAAGGCCAUGCCGGUCACAAGGCCUGUGCCAGUUACCAAGCCAAUACCGGUCACCAAGUCUGUGCCAGUCACCAAGCCUGUGCCGGUCACCAAACCCAUGCCAGUCACAAAGCUCAUGACAGUUACCAAGCCAGUGACAGUGAGCAGGCCCAUUGUGGUCAGCAAGCCGGUAACGGUCAGCAGGCCCAUUGCCAUCAGCAGACACACACCGCCCUGCAAAAUGGUACUGCUGACCAAGUCUGAGAACAAAGCACCGCGUGCCACAGGGAGGAAUGGUGGCAAGAAAAGGUCUGCGGACAGCCUGGAUGCCUGCCCCAUCCCAUCCAAGCAGGCAAGGCCAGAGAACAGGGAGUAUGGUCCGUCCACCACAGGCCAGAGCACAGCCUUGCAGCUGAAUGCAAACCCCAGCAGCGGCUCCCUGUUGCCAGGCAGCAGGCCCUCUGGAGACCUAGAGGUGCUACGGGCUGCAGGUCCUGUGCCCACCUCUGAAGAGGACCCAGAGCGCACAAAGCACAGAAGGAAACAGAAAACACCCAAGAAGUUUACAGGGGAGCAGCCGUCCAUCUCAGGGACCUUUGGGCUCAAAGGCCUGGCCAAAGCCGAGGACAAGGCCCGAGUUCACCGCUCAAAGAAGCAGGAGGGGCCAAGCCCCGAAGACGUGCGGAAGAAGGUGCUGGCCACCCCCAUCACUGUCAGCAAGGAAGCGCUGGCCCCUGUGGCCCACCCAGCCCCAGGUGGCCCUGAGGAGCAGUGGCAGCGGGCCAUCCAUGAGCGGGGGGAGGCUGUCUGCCCCACCUGCAAUGUGGUCACUCGGAAGACCCUCGUGGGGCUCAAGAAACACAUGGAGGUGUGUCAGAAGCUGCAGGACGCCCUCAAGUGCCAGCACUGCCGGAAGCAGUUCAAGUCCAAGGCUGGCCUCAACUACCACACCAUGGCUGAGCACAGUGCCAAGCCUUCCGACACCGAGGCCUCUGAGGGGGGCGAGCAGGAGGAGCGAGACCGGCUGCGCAAGGUGCUGAAGCAGAUGGGGCGGCUGCGCUGCCCCCAGGAGGGCUGUGGGGCCGCCUUCUCCAGCCUCAUGGGCUACCAGUACCACCAGCGGCGCUGCGGGAAGCUGCCCUGUGAAGUGGACAGUCCCUCGUUCCCAUGCACCCACUGUGGCAAGACCUACCGCUCCAAGGCUGGCCACGACUACCACAUACGCUCGGAGCACACAGCCCCGCCCCCUGAGGAAUCUACAGACAAGCCGCUAGAGGCAGAGGAGCUGCUGGGCGUGGAGCGGACCCCAAGCGGCCGCAUCCGCCGCACAUCGGCCCAGGUUGCCGUGUUCCACCUGCAAGAGAUUGCAGAGGACGAGUUAGCCCGCGACUGGACCAAGCGGCGCAUGAAGGACGACCUCGUGCCUGAGACUGCACGGCUCAACUACACUCGGCCAGGCCUCCCCUCACUGAGCCCCCAGCUGCUGGAGGCGUGGAAGAACGAAGUCAAGGAGAAAGGCCACGUCGGCUGCCCCAACAAUUGCUGCGAAGCCAUCUACUCCAGUGUGUCCGGCCUCAAGGCCCACCUCGCCAGCUGCAGCAAGGGGGACCACUUGGUGGGCAAGUAUGGCUGCCUUCUGUGUCCGAAGGAGUUCAGCUCUGAGAGCGGCGUCAAGUACCACAUCCUAAAGACCCACGCAGAGAACUGGUUCCGUACCUCAGCAGACCCGCCUCCCAAACACCGGAGCCAGGAUUCAGUGGUGCCUAAGAGAGAGAAAAAGAAAAGCCUAGUGGGUGGGAAGAAGCGGGGUCGCAAGCCCAAAGAGCGGUCCCCCGAGGAGCCCACACCCAAGCUGGGACCCCGCCGGGACGACUGGCCCCCAGGAGGCAGAGAAAAGGUGGCCCGGGGCUCCACGGGCCGGAAGGCGGGAGCCGGCAAGUCACCUGAAAAGUGA